AUGACAGAGCAAAGAUCCAUUCUCCGUCAAACGAAGAACUUCGAAGUCCGCAUAGCCAAGCAGAUGAGCAUUGAACUCACUGCGGCACGAAGCUUUGACGUUUUGGCCAUGGACUACCACCAAGCUACAUUGAUUGCUUGUAACAAUAUCUACAUGAGCAAGAAAGGGGGAAUGGAGAAAUAG
Molecule: messenger RNA, 183 nt
Organism: Penicillium angulare
Lineage: Eukaryota; Fungi; Ascomycota; Eurotiomycetes; Eurotiales; Aspergillaceae
Exons: 1
Coding region: 1-183 (60 amino acids)
Source: RefSeq, a predicted model, not a curated record